AGCUUUGAAAUUUCGCUUUAUUUCGUAAUGUAAUGAAUGUAAGCUUACCUCUUCCUGCUGCUGCUCUCUUAGCAAUUGAAUAUAUAAAUACAAUUUGCAUACACCACAAACUUGUCAUUGAUGUCUUCUAUCGACAUGACUCUCACCAAACCAGUCCCCAUUUUAUCUCCAGUCGAGCUGCAAAACUUCUCAGAAAAUGAGAUUAUUGCUGCGGCGGGAAGAAGCGAGAAUGAAAAGUUCGUCGAACAGUCAUUGGAAAUUCCCAUCGGGGAUAGCAAUCCAGAUAUCGUCCUCGUGGACUAUGAGGAGAACGACCCAGAAAAUUCUUUGAAUUGGUCGCCGACACAAAAAUGGCUGAUUGUGUUUGGUGUGUCGUGGAUGGGUUUCGUUAGGUGAGCGUCCCUUUUUUUCUUCUCGCCAGUCUCUGUGUAUCUGCCGUAGUCGUCGAUUGACUGAAUUAGUGUCUUUUCAACAAUGUCGAUCAUGCCCACGGCACCGCAGAUCUUGCAUGAAUUCCAUUCGCGUAGUACGCUCGAUCAGACCCUGCUCGUCACGAUUUGGGAGCUCGGGGAAGGAAUUGGUCCGUUUUUCAUUGCGCCGCUCUCUGAAAGAUUCGGCCGGCUUCUCGUCUUCCACAUUGCAAAUUUUCUCGCGCUUUGUUGCUUGAUUGCCUGCGCGCUGAGCGUGAAUAUUCCCAUUUUGAUUGCGUUCCGAUCCUUAGCAGGCUGCUUCUGUCGAUUCUUACCCUUGGGCUCGCCAUCGUCGGGAUUUGUUCCAAAUAGAACAUACCAGCUUGAGCAUGGCAUUCGUCAUAGGAACUCAGAUGAUAGUAGAUUUUAUCUCACCUAUUGCAGGAGCGUAUAUUGCUCAGGAUUUGGGUUGGCGAUGGUCGAUUUGGCUGGCGGCCAUCGUACUCGGAUUCUUCAGCUUGUUCUUACUGGUCGUGCUCCGCGAGACAUACGCGGUCGUCAUUCUAAAGCGGAAGGCGGAGCAAUUAUAAAAGGAAAGCGUGAAUGAUAAGAAGUAUCGUUCUAAACAUCAAGCCCGUGUUGAUGCAUCUACCAUUUUCGAAAACGUUAUGAAGCCGAUGCAGAUCCUGGCUCAGUCUCCUAUCCUCAUGCUAGCGACGAGCUACAUGGCCGCAACAUACGCCUUAGUCUCGUUGAUCCUUGCCACACUCACUGAAACCAUGGAAUCGACGUACCCGACCGUGUUUUCUAGCGGCUCCAUCGGGCUAACAUUUUUUAAAUCUCGCCAUCGGGAACACCAUCACUUUGAUCUUCUACAGUCUCACUUCCGAUCGCUACGUGAUUCAUCAGCGGGAAAAAAAGUGCAACGCAUUCAAGCCGGAGUCUCGGCUGGUAUAUCUACUUGGUGCUGCAAUUAUUCUUCCUCGGGGCUU
Molecule: messenger RNA, 1402 nt
Organism: Sclerotinia trifoliorum
Lineage: Eukaryota; Fungi; Ascomycota; Leotiomycetes; Helotiales; Sclerotiniaceae
Source: the annotation of a GenBank genome assembly